Messenger RNA from Plasmopara halstedii, 531 nucleotides. Its product is annotated as Glutathione S-transferase. The coding region runs from base 1 to 531 and encodes 176 amino acids. Gene Ontology annotation, cellular component: aminoacyl-tRNA synthetase multienzyme complex; cytoplasm; nucleus. NCBI's taxonomy places the organism in Eukaryota, Oomycota, Peronosporomycetes, Peronosporales, Peronosporaceae. Gene Ontology annotation, biological process: positive regulation of DNA damage response, signal transduction by p53 class mediator. The record is from RefSeq and is a predicted model, not a curated record. The transcript has a single exon.
AUGUCGAUAUCACUAGACCAGUCGGCAGACGCCGAAUUCGUUCGGUUUAUUGCACGCGUUUGCGGCGUAAAUCUAGGUUCAGCUGGCUCUGGACGACUGCGUGUGCGCUUAAGUAAGACUAUAGAGAUUUAUGAGCCCUCCACUAUCUCCAAGUAUCUCGCGCGUUUCGCUGAUCGCGAGGAUGAGCUUCUCGGUCAAACUCCGUUUGAGCGAGCUCAAGUGGCCAUGUGGAUUGCAUUUGCACGAGGGAUUCAACGCUGUUCGCCAUCAAAUGCGUCGACAUUUUGGCAAAUUCUGGAGGCUUUUUUGAUUAAGAAAACAUACCUGGCGGCCGACCGCUUGACGCUUGCGGAUGCUUCGGUUUUUUAUGCACUCCACGCGGCUGUAAGCAGUUACUCACCGACUCAGCGUGAUCAGUUUGCCAAUCUCGUGCGCUGGUUUGACCAGGUGCAGCACACGGCGGGCGUGCAGGGAUUUCGCAACUUUGACGUCAUAGAUCUACCACCAAACCGCAUCGCCUUCACGUCAUGA